AUGGAGAAAACUAGUCUGUUAUCGAUAUCAAGACCCUACUAUUCCCCCAAGGAAUUGUCUUAUCUUCACUCCAAAACUAUAGCAGAUUCGAAGAAAGUCAUAUAUAAUCAAAGAAAGCACCAGGUAUACCAAUACUUAUUUCAAAUUAUCAAAGUUCUUAAGUUACCUUUGAAAGUUUUGAAUACCUCCAUGAUUUAUUACCAAAAAUUCUAUCUUUUCAACAUAUUCGAAGAGGAAUUCGAGGACUUUUCUAAUAUAGAAAAAUCUAUGGAGUUAGACCCUUUCAAUGUUAGUUUGGCAUCAUUAUUCUUAGCAUGUAAAAACGAAGACUGUAUCAAGAAGUUAAGAGACAUUCUCUUGGUAGCCAAUAAAAUCAAGGACAAUCAAAUCGAAGAAAAUUUUAUUGAAUUACAGAGGAAGAUUAUUCUUGGUUUAGAAUUCAAAUUAUUGCAAAUCCUUCAAUUCAAUUUCAAUAAUCAAAUAAGUUUUUCGACCGAUUCUUUAGUCUUACAAUUUUGCAAGAAAAUAAAUUUGAACUAUAAGUAUUCAUUGUUCUGCUGGUUAGUAAAUUUUGAUUUGAUGUUAACUCCCAUAGGCCUCACCUUGCCUCCACAUUGCAUUGCGUUAGCGAUAAUCAUCAUAUCGUUGAAUUUCAAACCAAAUGAUUUGAAAACAAGAGAAUUACUGAGCGGAGUUAACGAAAAUAUACUAGACAGUUUGAAUCCUAAAGAUUUCAAGUGCCCCGAAAAAUUAGUUAACGAAGGAAUAUUGUACAUUUUAGACUUUUAUAUUCACCAAUACAAUUUGUCUAUCUUGAAUAAUUAUUUACCACAAAUUAAUGAGGAUUUAAACAAGGAACAGAUAUUCAAAUUCAUGAAUUUGAAGUCAAAAUUCAACAAUUUGCGGACACUAAACGAACAUUCUAUCGAUGGAAAUUUGUUAAAACAAGACGAGUCACUCAGUUUGUUCGAUUACUCAAUCAGCUCCAAAGGAACAUCUAGAUUUAUUAAUAAGAGAAAGAGACUUUUGGAAGAGAUAGACUAA
Yamadazyma jaroonii is the source of this 1044-nucleotide messenger RNA. The record is from the annotation of a GenBank genome assembly. NCBI's taxonomy places the organism in Eukaryota, Fungi, Ascomycota, Pichiomycetes, Serinales, Debaryomycetaceae.